AUGGAAUCAAAUGGAACGCGCAAAGGGCCGCUGCCUGGAGGUCGCCAGGGCGCGUCUGGAGCUGGCGCUGGACGCGACAGCAUGCGAACCGCCAGCCGAGCGCGAGGUGCUGCACGACCACCCAGCAGAUCCUCGCAUCCAUCAUCCCCACCAGCUGGCUUGGUGUCGGCAGGGUCUUCGCGGGCUCAGCAAUCGGCACCCGCCACUGUACGUGGAGUACGCCGCAUGCGUUGGACAACCCAGAUGAACAGCAACGCAUUGCGGGCGUAUUUUAGGGCGAAAGGGGGAGAAACUGGAGGUUUUGCGUAUCGGGCAAGGAUGCAUCGACUUUUUGCUGAGCUGGAGCCAUCUGUAACCGUCACCGAGCAAAACCUGGCAGACCGAGUUCGGUAUAUCUUGCGCUCAAAUACAUUUGAUGUCACCGAACUCGAACGGCUACGACGUGAGGCUGUUCCCUCAUCGGGUGAAAAUGCUGCGGCUGAGGAUGCGGCGCCACAACUUGCUGAGCAAACGGCAAAUGUGGAUGCCGCCGUGAAUACGCCAGUUGUGGUUGAUUCAAACUAUGAUGGAACAGUCGCCCAGGAACUGGAACUAGAGCAAAUGAGGAGUACAUUGGAAGAGGCGAUUGUGGAAACGCGCAGUACGACUCUCGAAAAUCGACCGCGACUUCCCCGCUUAGCCCUAAGCAAGCGGAAUCGGGCUGUCGUGAGGGCUCUGAACCCAAUGCUGGUUACCUAUUUGGAAGCCAGCCGGGACCUUUGCGAGACGGACUCAAUUCUUUUUGGCGCCGCACUGGCAGUCUGCCGUAUUAUAGGCGCCAAACUUUCCACGGCUGGACGCGCUACUGGACAAAGUAGUGCUAUCCCAGCCUGGAGAAUAAGAAUUGAAGAACGUAUCGCAAAGGCUAGGGCCCUCAUCGGCAGACUGAUAUGCUUCAGGUCAGGCAAUACCAGGCCAAGGAUUGUGCGCACCGUCAGGAUGGCGUUUGCUGGGACAAAUGUUAGUUUGUCCCAGCCGGAUAUAAUGCAAAAACUGACGGAGCGCAUAGACGACCUGAAGCAAAGAAUAGCUGCUUGGGGAAAGCGGAUUCGGCGAUAUACCGAGAGGUCGACACGGUUCAACCAGAAUCGUCUCUUCCAGAGUGAUCAGAAGAGGCUCUAUAAAUCAUUGGAGCGACCAAUAGUAAGUGGAACGGGCCCUGCACCAAAUCAGGCCGACACGGUCGCAUUCUGGCGCAGCCUGUGGUCAGAGCCCGUAAACCACAACGAGGGCCCUUGGACGGAAGUUGUGGCGAGUCAGUGUGCGAGUAUUACGCCCAUGGACCCCGUCACCAUAACGCCGGAUGACGUAGCUGAGGCGGUCCGUAGGGCCCCGAACUGGAAAAGUCCGGGGCUUGACGGGCUGCAUCACUACUGGCUGAAGGGGUUCAUGGUGUGUCACUCUGUGCUCGCCCGACAGUUUCAAGAGGCUCUCAACCAGAAGUCGCUCCCAAGCCUCUUCACUACUGGGAUCACUCAUUUGGUUCCUAAAGAUCAGGGUGCCACAGACCCGAGCAAAUACCGCCCCAUCACGGCAAAAGGGGAAGAAACUGGAUGUUUGGCGUAUCGGGCUAGGAUGCAUCGUCUUUUUGCUGAGCUGGAGCCAUCUUUAAUCGUCACAGAGCAAAACCUGGCAGACCGAGUUCGGUAUAUCUUGCGCUCAAAUAUAUUUGAUGUCGCCGAACUCGAACGGCUACGACGUGAGGCUGUUCCCUCGUCGGAUGAGAAUGCUACGGCUGAGGAUGCGGCGCCACAAAUGGUAGAGCAACCCGCAAACGUGGAUGCCGCCGUGAAUACCCCAGUUGUGGUUGAUUCAAACGAUGAUGGAACAGUCGCCCAGGAACUGGAAUUAGAGCAUAUGAGGAGUAUAUUGGAAGAGGCGAUUGUGGAAACGCGCAGUACGCCUCUCGAAAAUCGACCGCGACUUCCCCGCAUAGCCCUAAGCAAGCGGAAUCGGGCUGUCGUGAGGGCUCUGAACCCAAUGCUGGUGACCUAUUUGGAAGCCAGCCGGGACCUUUGCGAGACGGACUCAAUUCUUUUUGGCGCCGCGCUGGCAGUCUGCCGUAUCAUAGGCGCCAAAGUUUCCACGGCUGGACGCGCUACUGGCCAUAGUAGCGCUAUCCCAGCAUGGAGAAGAAGAAUUGAGGAACGUAUCGCAAAGGCUAGAGCUCUCAUCGGCAGACUGAUAUGCUUCAGAUCAGGCAACAACAGGCCAAGAAUUGUGCGCACCGUCAGGAUGGCGUUUGCUGGGACAAAUGUCAGUUUGUCCCAGCCGGAUAUAACGCAAAAACUGACGGAGCGCAUAGAUGAUCUGAAGCAGAGAAUCGCUGCUUGGGGAAAGCGGAUUCGGCGAUAUACCGAGAGGUCGACACGGUUCAACCAGAAUCGUCUCUUCCAGAGUGAUCAGAAGAGGCUCUAUGAAUCAUUGGAGCGACCAAUGGUAAGUGGAACGGGUCCAGCACCGAAUCAGGCCGACACUGUAGCAUUCUGGCGCGGCCUGUGGUCAGAGCCCGUAAACCACAGCGAGGGCCCUUGGACGGAAGUUGUGGCGAGUCAGUGUGCGGGUAUUACGCCCAUGGACCCCGUCAUCAUAACGCCGGAUGACGUAGCUGAGGCGGUUCGUAGGGCCCCGAACUGGAAAAGUCCGGGGCUUGACGGGCUGCAUCACUACUGGCUGAAGGGGUUCAUGGCGUGUCACUCUGUGCUCGCCCGACAGUUUCAAGAGGCUCUCAACCAGAAGUCGCUCCCAAGCCUCUUCACUACUGGGAUCACUCAUUUGGUUCCUAAAGACCAGGGAUUAAGCCCUGCUUAUCAUAUUGUGUUGCCAUUAAUUAAAGGAAAAGAAAGCAAAAACGGAAGAUGUAGAAAGAAUAUGAAGUAA
Molecule: messenger RNA, 2919 nt
Organism: Parnassius apollo (apollo)
Lineage: Eukaryota; Metazoa; Arthropoda; Insecta; Lepidoptera; Papilionidae
Source: the annotation of a GenBank genome assembly